AUGACGUAUGCGACGUUAGGGGCUUUAUUAGCAGACUACGUUAUAAAAAGAGGUCUAGUGGGGGAUCCACAAGGAUAUAUGAAAAGUUUAUGGAAGGAUAUAGAGGCACAACUGGACAAGUUUAUACAACAUUUGAAAGACCAAGAACUGGACGAGGCAUAUUCUGUGAAUUGCAAGAACACUGCAUGGCAGCGCCCGGGCCAACCGACUAACAUAACCUACGUAGUUACAAACAUGGGUGACAGAAUUAUAUGCAGACUUAUGACUAAAGCGUUGUAUUUCCUGAAUGGCUGGAGUAUAGGAUCAGGCACGGAUAUGGAAGAUGCUACUGGCGGAAACAGGCAAUUGAGGAAUUUUAUUAGGUGUACAAUCGUGCACAUGUUCAUGCACUUGUUGAACGAGUCCGCAUGUGCGAGUACAUGGGGCACAUUCUACGCAUGGUAUUCAAUGCGACAAAUGGGGGACGUAUCCUCAUCGAGUACGAAUUUAGUAUAUUCCGGCGACUGUGUGCAAAAUUCCGCAGUGCACCUACAAGUGGGUGAGUGGAGCAUGCAACAUGCAGUGAAGGAGUGGUUGAACAGAAAUGUAGACAUAAAACUAAAAUUAAACAGAGGUAGCUUCGGCAAGAAUUGUCGUCUUGCAGUGCCAAAAACUACAGGAAGCAAGCAUGCUGCAACAGAUCAAGUAGAUGAGGACACUUUGCAGAAAAUAAAGGACAUUGAGGGGAAUUUACAGACAGCAAUGAGGAAGGUAUUGAGGAAAAUUAAAAAGGAAGUGAAGGAAGAAGCGAUAGCAGCAGGAGACAUAAGUGCAGAGAGCUCCGCUGCGCCAGAGUCGGACGAUGAUGACGAUGAGCAGCAGGAAGCGAAUGGUAAGAACAGUACAGGAGCAGCGUUCUACUCAUACGGGCAAUACCACUACGCAUAG
Plasmodium fragile is the source of this 927-nucleotide messenger RNA. RefSeq lists its product as uncharacterized. The coding region runs from base 1 to 927 and encodes 308 amino acids. The transcript has 2 exons. NCBI's taxonomy places the organism in Eukaryota, Apicomplexa, Aconoidasida, Haemosporida, Plasmodiidae. The record is from RefSeq and is a predicted model, not a curated record.